UUAUGAAAGACCAAAUCCCUCCGCAGGCAGCGGUUUCUAAGCCUGUCUGUCGGCGAGAGGUGGACUUCCUUUCGACCCAACCGGUCUCGGGCACACGCUUUCCGUUUAGCCUCUCUCGUGUGAGCUUUCUUCAGGGUUGAAGUACAGGCUGUCUCGCCCCCUCCCUUGCGUCCUUCUUCGAGCUCUGUUAUUCCGCACCGCUCCGCGACGCCAGCCAGCGGACGUAGCCGAGAAGGGAAGUCGAAGUGGGCUUCGUCCUUUUCACCAGGCAGAUGAUCCCAGCCGUCCAGAUUGACAGGAGUGAUGGGAUGUGUCAACUAGCAAAUAAGACAUCUCUGGAUGAUGUAAUCAGACUGAAGGACUCAUCUACAGUGUUGACGCCAGAGCGGGAAAAAGGCAGGAAGGAGGGAGAGUGGGCGUACUGUGACGAUACAAACAUGGGCGUGGGCAAGAACACCUCUUCCAAGCCGAUGGACAGCGGGAGCGAGGAAGGGAAAUAUGAAGAGGAAAGCAAACACGGAGCGGACUUUUACCCUAUUCCGGUGGUGGUAAAUGGAGUGGGCGGUGCCAAUGGAGACCAGGAUACGGAGAACACAGAGUUAAUGGCCAUCUACACUAAAGUCCAAGGAGUAGAAAAGAGCUCAAUGUCGGAGACGUUGGACAGCUCAGACAGUACGGAUCUGAAAAGGAUGGACAUGAUUUAUAUUAUAGAGGACACUCCGCCUUGGUACCUGUGUGUGUUUCUUGGGCUACAGCACUAUUUAACAUGUUUUAGCGGAACCAUAGCGGUGCCGUUCCUUCUCGCUGAAGCCAUGUGCGUCGGUUACGACCAGUGGGCCACCAGCCAGCUUAUAGGAACCAUCUUUUUUUGUGUGGGGAUCACCACCCUCUUACAAACCACACUGGGCUGCAGGCUGCCUUUGUUCCAGGCCAGUGCUUUUGCCUUCCUGGCCCCUGCCAGAGCCAUUCUGUCACUGGACAAAUGGAAUUGUAACAACACAGAGAUACUCGGGACAAACAGCACAGAGAUCCUCCACACAGAACACAUCUGGCAUCCCAGGAUACGAGAAAUCCAAGGGGCCAUCAUUGUGUCUUCUCUCGUGGAGGUGUGUAUUGGGGCACUGGGUCUGCCCGGACUCCUCUUGAAGUAUAUUGGACCUCUGACCAUCACCCCUACUGUGGCCCUUAUCGGUCUCUCCGGUUUCCAGGCUGCGGGGGAGAGAGCAGGCAAACACUGGGGCAUUGCUAUAAUGACUAUUUUCUUGGUGCUUCUCUUCUCCCAGUAUGCCAGAAAUGUCCAAUUCCCAUUGCCCGUCUACAAAGCGAAGAAAGGCUGGACAACCUACAGGCUGCAGGUGUUCAAAAUGUUUCCAAUCAUCAUGGCCAUCCUGGUGUCAUGGCUGCUGUGCUUCAUCUUCACGAUAACCAACGUAUUCCCGCCUGUGAAGGAAAAAUACGGCUACUACGCCCGCACAGACUCACGCCAAGGAAUACUCUCGGCUGCGCCCUGGUUCAAGAUCCCGUAUCCCUUCCAGUGGGGGGUUCCUAAUGUAACAGCUGCAGGUGUGAUUGGCAUGAUGAGCGCGGUGGUCGCGAGCAUCAUCGAGUCUAUCGGUGACUAUUACGCUUGCGCCCGUCUGUCGUGCGCCCCUCCGCCACCCAUCCACGCCAUCAAUAGGGGCAUAUUUAUAGAAGGCAUUUCCUGCGUACUGGACGGUCUUUUCGGGACAGGAAACGGUUCCACCUCUUCCAGUCCAAACAUCGGUGUUCUGGGAAUAACAAAGGUGGGCAGCAGGCGGGUGAUCCAAUACGGAGCCGCCAUGAUGCUGCUCCUGGGACUUGUGGGUAAAUUCAGCGCCCUGUUUGCCUCCCUGCCCGACCCGGUGCUGGGAGCGCUGUUCUGCACCUUGUUCGGUAUGAUCACAGCAGUGGGGCUGUCCAACCUCCAGUUUGUGGACCUCAACUCUUCCAGGAACCUCUUUGUUCUGGGCUUCUCCAUCUUCUUUGGUCUGAUGUUGCCCAGCUACCUCAAACAGAACCCGUUGGUCACAGGCAUCAUUGAGAUUGACCAAGUGUUGAACGUGCUCCUCACUACAGCCAUGUUUGUUGGCGGCUCAGUGGCUUUUAUUUUGGACAACACUAUUCCAGGAUCUUCUGAGGAGCGAGGCAUCAGGAAGCUGAAACGAGGCUUGGGUCUGGGCGCCUCAGAGCUGGAAGGGAUGCGCUCGUACGACCUGCCUUUUGGAAUGGACUUCAUCCGCAGACACGAUGUCUUCAAGUACCUCCCCAUCAGCCCCACCUUCGCCGGCUACCAAUGGGGGGGUCUGCGGGAGGCCUGCAGGUGCAGGGGUGGACAAGGGGAGCCGGGGAAGCAAGGAGGGGAAGGAGGCACCGCUCGGGUCGAGAGUCCGGCAUAGCCUGACCAAAUAGUGUGUGAAUUCGGGGAGCAAUUGAAGGUUCACUGAGAGAAAAGGACAUGAGAGUGUGGUGCAGGAUCUUGCCUCACUUCCCAUUAUGCUCUUUUUAGCAUGCUUAUUAAUAAGCAAGUGGCAGCCAGCAUGCUCCAAAAAAGAUGUCACUGUGUGGAGAGUAGUUGGUGUGUCUACAUGUGUACAAUCAUACACUGGCACUUUAACUCAAUUACAAUUUAUUUCACAAUCGGCCAACUGAGAAUUAUGCAAACGAAAAAGGUCUCAUUGCCAUGCGCAUUGUAUGCACAUGGACACACACCUACAGCCCCUCAAAAACUAGCUGAGUCAGCUCGAAUGCAUGUCUGCUCAGUUCAUUAGCUCAGUGAUUGUGACACUUUUUUUUCUUUAUGCUGCUUCCUACAUCCAAAAUGUCUCUCUGGCAAGCUCACUUCCUCACAAACAACUCUAAACUCAACCAGCUCUCAAUUUACAUCAAGGAUGAUCUCACAGUUUACUUAGAAUUCCAGUCAAAGGUUUGGAGACGUUUUCUCAUUCAAUAGUGUGAGCAAGUGUUUGUCUCUGUCUUAUGCACGAGCAGAAUCCUAAAUCAGAAUGCCCUCAUUUGGAUACUAUGAAGGGGCUCAUUGUCACAUGACUUCUGAGAGUUAUCUUCACUGUCACUACCAGUACUCUAAUCCCUCAUGCAAUAAGAUAACAUAGCAUCUUCCUUCACAGUCAGGAGAUCCGCGUUCAAAUCUCUGCAUGUUCUGUCUUGGAGUACUUCAGCUUCCUCCCACUGCCCUACAUGCAUUAGCUUCAUGGGAGACUCUAAAUAGUCCAAGGGAGUGAGUGGGAAUUAGGUGUCCUGUUAUUGACUGAAAACCGGUCCAGGUUUAUCCUGCCUCUCACCUCACAGUCAGCUGGGAUAGGCUCCAGCUCAUCCAUGACGCUAAUUAGCUCAAAUGUUACAGAACAUGCAUAAAAGUGUCUAAAUAAUUCCCAGAAGGAGAUUGAAAAGCUGAUGUGUUUCUAACAUUUAGCCUGAUUGUCAAUCCAUUCUGCGUCUGUAUGUCGUGUUUAUGUAGCAGUAUUAGGACUACACUGAAAAGACUGCAGUGUUUUGUUUUUAAAUAAUUAUGAUGAACACUCAAAAGUCUCAAGUUUUUGGGGACUUUCUUUUUUCCCUCAAAAAACAGACACUCAUAAAAUAGUUUUCCUUCAAUGUGGCACAGGGGUUAGUGCAUGUGCCUCACAAUACAAAGGUCCUGAGUAGUCCUGAGUUCAAUCCCGGGCUUGGGAUCUUUCUGUGUGGAGUUUGCAUGUUCUCCCCGUGACUGCAUGGGUUCCCUCCGGGUACUCUGGCUUCCUCCCACUUCCAAAGACAUGCACCUUGGAAUAUGUUGAUUGGCAACACUAAAUUGGCCCUAGUGUGUGAAUGUGAGUGUGAAUUGUCUGUCUAUCUGUGUUGGCCCUGCGAUGAGGUGGCGACUUGUCCAGGGUGUACCCCACCUUCCGCCCAAAUGCAGCUGAGAUAGGCUCUAGCACAACCCCCCCCCCGUGCCCCUAAAAAAUGGACAAGCGGUAGAAAAUGGAUGGAUGGAUGUUAAUUACCUCCACCGGGAGAUUUUGUAAUGGUUGCUGUUUGGUUGUCAGUUAGCGAGGUAGCAACACAAGUCAAAAAGUUAUUGGCAGAUUUACAUGAAACUUUCAGGAAAAGUCCAAAAUUGGAACAACUGGACCGAUAUUGGGUCUGAUACGUCAUUUCUACUACGUUACCUUUUCUGCUAGAGAUAGCUCGAAAGGUUUGUGGCAGUAUUUUAAUUAAACGUUUAGGAAAUUUCCAAAAUGGGAUGAAAAAAACAAGUGAUUACAUUCGGCUCAUGGGAGAUCGGGCCUGGUGGUGGUCAGUGCUCUCCAAAGUAUUUUUUAGUUUUUGUUCUUUCCGGUCUGAGCACUUGUCUUGUCUAACCAACCCUACUUCCGAAUUUAGUUCAUUAUUCUAAUAUCCUCACUAAUAGUGAACUGUAAUAUCUUCAAAAAUGUAUGGGAUGGGAGAAUGUCGGAACUUAUUUUGAUCAGAACAAUUCUGUGUAGCUGUAGUACUGUGACUGUAGCUUCAGCCAGCAAACUAGUUGAGACUCGGAGCCGUGUUUAGAGAGAGUGUGGAUGACUUUGUUUCAGAAUUGGUCCCGAACAUGGCGCCCUGUACUCACGUGAGGGGCUUUUGACCAAUCAGAGAGAGUAUGGCCAGACAAUCUCUUAAAAGAGUUGUCGAAAGCCCCUCACGUGACUACAGGCUGUCAUGUUUGGGACUCACUUUGAAACCAAGCUGUCCAUUCUGAUACUCUAUAGACUGCUCGGUUGAGACUGAACCAACAGCACCUCUGCUGGCUGCAGCCAAGUACUGCACUAUGUUUAUCCUCAAUUACUUCAAGACCUAUCAUACUCAUUGUCUCUUUUGUAUUUGAUUGUACUCCUCCUAUAGAGUCGUUACACACGAUCACUUCCUGCUAUUUUCUGCAUCCGGUGACAUCUGAUUGCAUAACAUUGCAAAAAGUCUUAAUUAAAUGAGCGAUUUCAGAUAGUGGAAGUGAAGACAGCUCCUUGAAGGAACAUCUAAAAUGGUCCCAGUGAAAUGGUUCUUUUAAGUCGUAUACAUAACCAAACCAUCCCUGCACCGUCUUCUGUUAGCAAUUCCACACAAUAUCUCAGCAAUUUGGCUUUAGCAGAGAGAUGACAGAAAACAACAGAAAUGUUCUAUUCGCAGGGAUCCUCUUGUUAUGUGUUUACUAAUACAACCUACACAACUUCUGUCCUUCUGCUCCUCUUACUUACACUGACAGUUGCAAAGUACUUUAUUGGACCUUUGACUGUUUUAGCUGUCUUUUCACUCACUCCCAUCUUAUAUUAAUAACAAACACAAUAAUCAACAUGAAAAGUAACUAAAUGCAGCAAAAAUAAUACAUCGAAUUGAGAUAUUUCAAAUAUACCAAAAAGUGAUUUUCUUACCCCUUUAUUUCACUUUGUUUUAGUGCUAUUUAUUUAUGGGCGGUGUGUCAAGCUUGGUUGGCUGAAGCAGGUCUUUGUGCCUCUUGCACAACGUUAAAAGUUGAUUUAGUCUUGCCCUGUUUCAAAAAAAGAAAGGAAACAAAAAAAAAUUGUGUAUUAACCAUGUAAGGCAUCAUGGCUGCUGCUGCUCUCAUUAUGUUCACAUCAGGGCCUUUUAUCAUUGUAUACAUUCAGAAGGUGCCAAGAAUAUGUUCUCGUUAACCUUAAAAUGUUGAUAGAAUGGACCACAUUGUACUACUGGGCCUUAAGUCUGUAUUUAGCUGACUGUUAGUGACCACUUGUGUGGACAGAUGUUAAUACAAGGGAUGGGCAUUUAACUAGAAUUGCUUGAAAUGCUUUUUUUCAAUAGUGUACUAACAUAGCUGAUGUCAACCACAUAGUUAUAUAAGUUUUCAUUUUAAUGAUUUGGGGUGCAUUAGAAAGUGGAAAGCUCUCAUUAAUAAUGGCAGACUAUAAUAGAAAACUGCCUUGUCAGCAUUAACAACAUUGAUGGGCUCAUUGUAAACAACUUAAGCGACAUUUUGAAGCGCAUACAGAGGUAGAUAAAGCUGCUGGUUAAUAACCAAUAAUGGUAUACUUUAAAUGCAACUACUGCCAUAUUAAGUACUUGAUUUAAAGAAAAUGAUAAAUCAGGAGGUUGCCCACAGCCACCGCCGCUGAUGGCAAUGUUUUUUGAUCGGUCUUUAAUUAGCGUCUGUUUUUGUAGAUGAUGCACGCAACAACGGGUUCAUUGACCAAAGCUGUUUCGGUAAACAAUACAAUAUUAUGCCCAUCGCCGGUUAACAUGAUUAAAGUUAGCUCGAACUUUUGACGACGUACGACUAAACACCACGCACAAUCCUGGCAGCCUCACGCUCAUGCAAGUGGCACUUUUCACACACACCCCGCCUCUCCUGUCCUGCAGUGUUUGGUGUUCCCCUUUUUCCUCCCCGGAAAGUCGUACUGUUUAAGGACGCAGGAGAAAAAGAAAACCACUGGCCGCCUUAUUAGGGGCUAUAGCUGCGUGUCACUUUAGUUGUCAUGGAAACCUGCCUAAUCACAGCAAACCUGUUUCUCUGGUUGGCAGACGUAUUGCAAAACUGGACCUCCUUCAUCAGAAGGGUGUUCCUAAUAAUGUGGCCAGGGGAAUACAACAUCAGUCCCUUUCAGUUCUUGUGAAGGGGGUGCUACCUGUACAAAUAUUUGGUGUACUACCUGGUUCAUCUUUGUAAUUGUUCUUUUUUUAUACAUAUAUAAAUAUAUAUACAGUACAUAUGUUUUUAUUGUCAGCAAACAUUUGUAAGGAAAAUCAUCACUUGUAAAUAAUCUUAAAUCCUGCUGGAAAGUCAUUUUAUUUAAAAAAAAACAAAACAAAAAAAAAACCAUUUUGGGUCUGUUGUGUUUUGGCAAAAUCUUUUUAGAAGUUGUUGUUUUUAAUCAACAUUGCUUUUGUUUCAUGUUAACACAUAAAUCAAAGAACAGGCUGAAGACUUACAAUAACAAAAAAAUGUUGAUUUAACUGAGUCAAGUUUGCUAAUUAAACCCUAAGUUGUGUAAACUAAUUGUAGCAAAUGUUUUAUUCUAUAUUCCUGAUCAUAUUUAACAAGAUGUUACAGAAUGUACGCCGUCUUCUGUCUUCAUUUCCCAUAUGACACAACAGUACAACAAUAGUAGAUACUCAGAAUCAGUUUUUUUAUUUUUAUUUUUUUUAUAUAAAUCUGACAUUAGCGACAUGCAUAUUAAAUAGCAGUACAAAUAUAGUAUGAUCACAAAUUCACAUCCAUUUUAUUCUGAAUUAUUCAUAGGACUGCAACUACCCUAAUAUGCUGCACAUCUAAAUAUGGUACUUGGAGCAUUAUAGAGCAGUGGUUCUUAACCUGGGUUUGAUGGAACUCUGAAGUUCGGUGAGUCGGGCUCAGGGGUUCGGCGGAGGUCAAGACACACCCGACUCAUCGUGUAAAUAAAAACUUUUCCCUAUCGGCGUAUUACGGAUACGGCAACAGCAGAAGUCACACUGAUUUGCAGGUGUGUCAUUUGUUGUGAGUUUAUGCACUGUGUUGGUUUUGUUCUUUGAACAAGGUGGUGUUCAUGCACGGUUCAUUUUGUGCACCAGUAAAAAAACAUGGUAACACUUUAGUAUGGGGAACAUAUUCACCAUUAAUUAGUUGCUUAUUAACAUGCAAAUUAGUAACAUAUUGGCUCUUAACUAGUCAUUAUGUACUUAUUAAUGCCUUAUUCUGCAUGGCCUUAUUAUAACCCCAAACCACUAACCCUAAUCCUAACCAAAUAACUCUAAAUUAAGUCUUUGUUACUUAGAAUAGAUAGUAUACUUUAUUGAUUCCUUAUGUUCCCCUAGUGCAGGCCUGGGCAAUUAUUUUGACUCGGGGGCCACAUUUAGAGAAAAAAAAUGUGUCUGGGGGCCGGUAUAUCUAUUUUUUAGGAACACUAACACAAAACCUCACAAUGUCUGAUUAAAUGCUAAAAACGUUAUGACAGACCGCCUUAAAAAACUUAAUGGAAUUGUAUUUUUUUCUAUGAACGAUAAAACACUGAAUAUUGACAAAAUGUAAAUGUCACACCUCCUUUCAACGUUCCCUCUAAGGUGCGCGCCUGCGCAAUUGCGCAGUGCUCACGCGUUCUCUGCGCACAGCAAAUUAAUGUCGCGCAGAAAAUCAAAAAUCCCAUCUGAACUUUAAACAAAAAAACACAUUACAAUUUAUUCUGUAUGAUUUUGCAAUGCAGCUCUGUGAGUGACAGGUGACAACAAGAGUGGGCCCCAAUGAAUAAAACUAUCUUUGUCAACACAGUUCAAUUAUCGUCUGUCGAGACACUGUACGGACAGGAAUUCCAUCAAUCACUUUAUUGAGCAAAACUGUUUGUAACCACACCAAAAAUAUAUAUGAGUAAAAAAACUUUUAUCUAUAAAAACUGGUAAUUUUCUGCCAUACAAACCAGGCUUAAACCAACGUUAUCAUCCGUCGUUUCAACAGAAGCCGCUCGCUCUUUCACCUGCACCAACACAAGCACUCAUGGCACUUAGCCAGUGCUGCGUUUAUGGCCACACAAAAAGUCGGACAACCCCAACGCCACACAAUGUGUAAAUGCCAGGUUGUAACACUCUGACUCCACAAUCAAAUGUGUGCUUAUUUUACUGCCAUUUAUUAAGAAUGUUUAUCUAAGGAUAUUAUUCAUGAAAUAUGGUCACUAGAUUUCAUAAAUGCUAAUAAAAACAUGUAUUUUACAGACAGAAGGUUACAGGAACUAAAUGUAAUCUCUGUAACAGGUAACAUUUCUUUUAAAGGCAGGACCCGCAGCCAGACAUACAAUACUAGCACAUAGGUCAUGAAAAACAUGUUUUUUUGUUAUCGUCAUUGUAAGAGUGCAAAAUCACUUAUAUCAGAAAAUUAUUUAAAUAAAACAUUUAAAUUGUUAUGAUGUCAGCUUUGGGACAGGUGUGGCCACAGUGUGCACGUCUGAUGUUGCUCACAUGUGCUCCACUGAAUGCUCAGGGAGUUUGUGCGUUUGCUCACACACAUUAAAAAUUAGAGGGAACAUUGCCCCCUUUCGAUCGACAUAUUUUACAAUCAAGUGAAACGCAACAAACAGUGAAAUAUGAACGCAAAGGGUACAAAAUAAACCCACCUACAAUCGGAUAUAUCUGAUACAUCACUAAGCUUUAAAACUUUGUUGUGAAAAUCUCAUUCCGCGUCCGUGGAAACGCUUCCCGCCCACACUGCUUGGAGCCUCGUCUGAGCUGCUGUGACGUAGAUGACCAUAGUAACUAAUUAGAUGACCAUAGUAACUAAUUAGAUUACCAACUGGUAUAUCAUCCAUAAGCGCAGAUUCCAACCAUUGAAAUACUUUGUAUAGUUCAAGACUUACGGUCAUGAGAAAACAUCACUGCACAUCAUACACUUUCCAUCUUAAAGAUCUAAAAAAAAUUAUUUGGGAAUGUCCGGCAGGCCAGAUUGAAAAGCUUAACGGCCGCAUGUGGCCCCCGGGCCUUUAAUUUGCCCAGGUGUGCCCUAGUGUCUAAAAAACUCUAAAUUAAGUCUUUGUUACUUAGAAUAUGUUCCCCAUACUUAAGUGUUAACAAAAACAUAUAACUUUGUCUUGAAUUAAGAAAAAAGAAGGGUUCGGUGAAUGCGCAUAUGAAACUGGUGGGGUUCGGUACCUCCAACAAGGUUAAGAACCACUGUUAUAGAGGAUGGAUCCAAAAGCUCAAACACCCACCUUUUUUUCUAUACAAAUCUGUGGAAAACUAUUUGAUUUAAUUUAUGAAUUCACAACACAUCAUUAAGAAUAUUAACUCACUAUUAUAACGAAGCCCUUAUCCAAAAGGUAAUGGGGUCAAACAACAAACUCACCUUUAAAGAUGAAUGUAAUUAUUAUUUUGGACUCUCCGCUUUUGUUUUUUCCUCCAUGCUUAUACUACUGUACAAAAUAUGAGUUUGUUUGAUUUAUUUUAAGCUGUUUCAUCACUGUGUAAAUAAAAUUAAAAAAACAUUUUCUGUGAUUGUUGAA
This is a messenger RNA of Nerophis lumbriciformis (worm pipefish), 9983 nucleotides long. It is a transcript of the gene slc23a2, whose product is annotated as solute carrier family 23 member 2. Gene Ontology annotation, cellular component: membrane. Gene Ontology annotation, molecular function: transmembrane transporter activity. The record is from RefSeq and is a predicted model, not a curated record. Lineage: Eukaryota; Metazoa; Chordata; Actinopteri; Syngnathiformes; Syngnathidae. Gene Ontology annotation, biological process: transmembrane transport.